Ceratina calcarata is the source of this 2563-nucleotide messenger RNA. It is a transcript of the gene kdn, whose product is annotated as citrate synthase. The transcript has 4 exons. The record is from RefSeq and is a predicted model, not a curated record. Gene Ontology annotation, cellular component: mitochondrial matrix. NCBI's taxonomy places the organism in Eukaryota, Metazoa, Arthropoda, Insecta, Hymenoptera, Apidae. The coding region runs from base 96 to 1487 and encodes 463 amino acids. Gene Ontology annotation, biological process: citrate metabolic process; carbohydrate metabolic process; tricarboxylic acid cycle.
GGUUGAGUUGGGCGCCAGAGCUCCGCGUGGUCAGUUGGAUAGUCGGUGUGACGGUAACAAGAAAUAAGGAUCCAUAAGCUAGGAUAUAAAGAACAAUGGCACUCUUCCGUUUUAAUCCAAAACGUUGUCUGGAAGUUCAGAAGAUAACUUCAACCGUAUUCUUGAGAUCAUUAAGCGAUACCUCCACCGAUCUAAAGAAGGUUUUGGCUGAAAAAAUUCCUCAGGAACAAGAACGCGUGAAGGCUUUCCGUAAGCAGCAUGGAGGUACUAAAGUUGGUGAAGUCACCGUGGACAUGAUGUACGGUGGCAUGCGUGGAAUUAAAGGACUCGUAUGGGAACCCUCGGUCCUGGACCCUGAAGAAGGUAUUAGAUUCCGAGGAAAAUCAAUUCCAGAGUGUCAAAAAUUGCUUCCGAAAGCUAAAGGCGGAGAGGAACCACUGCCGGAGGGUUUGUUCUGGCUUCUGAUAACCGGCGACGUACCCACCGAUGCCCAAGUGAAAGCCAUUUCUCAAGAAUGGGCAUCAAGGAGCGCACUGCCUGACCACGUGGUCAAAGCUCUGAAUAAUUUCCCAAAGACCCUUCAUCCUAUGUCUCAGUUCUCCGCUGCGAUUACAAUUUUAAACAGCGAAAGCGAAUUUGUAAAAGCGUACACGCAAGGUGUACACAAAUCUAAAUACUGGGAGACUGUUUACGAAGAUUCGAUGAAUCUGAUCGCCAAACUGCCCGUAGUCGCUGCGGCAAUUUACAGGAACAUUUACAAGGGUGGUAAAGGCUUAGGAUCAGUCGACGCGGGCAAAGAUUGGUCUUGGAACUUCGCGAACAUGCUCGGUUAUGAUAACGCUCAAUUCAUUGAGCUGAUGCGUCUGUAUCUCACGAUACACUCCGAUCACGAAGGUGGAAACGUGUCUGCACAUACCACUCACUUAGUGGGAUCAGCAUUGUCCGACCCAUACUUGUCCUUCGCGGCCGGUAUGAAUGGUCUCGCUGGCCCUCUUCACGGUCUAGCCAAUCAGGAGGUAUUAGUGUGGCUGGAGAAACUGCGCUCUCAAGUUGGAGACAGUCCCACCGACGAAAAGUUGAAGGACUUCAUUUGGAACACGCUGAAGAGCGGUCAGGUUGUUCCUGGAUACGGUCAUGCUGUAUUGAGAAAGACUGAUCCUAGAUACACAUGCCAGAGAGAAUUUGCAUUGAAACACUUGCCGGACGACAAACUAUUUAAGCUGGUUUCUCAAGUAUACAAAGUUGUUCCUCCGAUUCUGUUGGAAACUGGUAAGGUAAAGAACCCAUGGCCGAAUGUAGACGCUCAUUCGGGAGUUUUGUUACAAUACUACGGCAUGAAAGAAAUGAAUUAUUAUACCGUCCUGUUCGGAGUAUCGCGUGCUCUUGGUGUUCUCGCGUCUCUCGUUUGGGAUCGUGCCCUCGGUCUUCCGAUUGAGAGGCCUAAAUCUUUAAGCACCGAUCUCCUCAUGAAGAGCGUCAAAGGCUAAACGACAUUUCUAUUUAUGAAAAAUCAGAAUCAUUGAAAUCUUUUAAGUUUCUAAGUUCGUGUCACACCAUCAUCAUGAUUUCGGAAAUAAGGAACUGACUACUUUCUAUCAUUUACUGAGAAUAUUAUUAUUAAUUCACGGAAAUGUGUAAUCUUCUCAAACUCAUUUACGGAUUCAUAUCAAUGUGACUUCAAAGAAUUCACUAUAAUAUUGUUGAAUCUUGUUAAUAUGUGAGACUAUGUGUGUAUUAAAACAGCACAUAAUCACGUCUCAUGUAGCGAUAUAUUGCUCGAACGUAGGACGACAUUAAGAAAAAAAAAGAAGUCGUGUAUCAUGAAAUCCUUUACCUAUAUUUUAUAGUCUGUUAGUAAAACGCAGAUUUUACGUAAAUAAGGUAGAGGUUUCAUAAAACCAGCUGUGAAAAACAUAGAUCCGGUAUACAUAGUUUUAACUGCCAAGCCCUUGAAAAGAGAGAUGACACACACAUCAACAGUAGACAUGGUUCAUUGUAAAUAUAUUUGUCGCUUUAUAUUUAACUUAAAUAGUGACAAUUUUAGAAGUAAGAGCGAUACGAUCCAUUGUAAUAAAAAAGAAGUUAGUGAUAUUAAAGUAUUCAGUGCAAAAAGAUCGGUAUGUGUAGUGAGUGUUUCUAAAAAGGAGAAAGACAUUGUACAUUAAAGAGACACUGCCAAGGAUAAUAACAGAACUUGUAGAAUAUAAUUGGAAUGCGGUAUACACCUUUACUGUUCUUAUUUUAACAAAAAUGCAUUGCGUGACUAUUAGGAAAACAUAUUAAUCUCAGAAAUUGAUUGUUCUUAUUAGUAAAAUAUGUAAAGUAGAAAACGAAUAGGGCUAAUAAAAUACAUUAAGAACGUUGCAGUGUUAGCAUACCAGAUGCUGAUUUUAGAUUCUUCAAAAGCGCUAUACAAGAGCUCUUUUCCAUUGAGCUAUUUCUGUUUACACAAAUUAAUAAAGAAAGAACAAUGACCAGUGGUAGAUGCACUGUUACGAGAAUGAGUGAGUGUGUGCGAUACUUUAUUUAUAACGAACGUGAAAAUAAACAUCUUUAAAAAUGA